GUGCAUGGCCAUAUGCUUAUAAGAAACACAUAUCCGUAUAAAGCAAGAGAUGCAAUCUGAACUCACCCAGAGCAAAGAUAUAAUAGGGGUACAUGAAUGCAAUCCCCUUCGUAACCAGUUGUUGUCAAUUGCUAUAGAUACUUUCAAUGCACAGGAAGCCGAGCGGCCCCAAAAGCUAGAACAGGCUCGACAGCGAUGUAUUUCGGAAGCUAGGAAACGAGAAGAGGAAGCAGCAUUGUUAAAAGUUAGGUUGGUGAUGGCCUGUCGUUUUUCCCAAGAUUUCAAUACGAACCAAGCUGCAAUCCGAGAAGCAAUUGAGUAUGCGAGGCAGAGAGCUGCUAAAGAUAAUGGACGAACAAUUAUGAUCACAGGGCAAUUGACCAGCAACGGAGCUGUCAGCACUAGCAGUAACAACAGCACUAACAGUGAAAAGAAUAGUAGCCAGAUCAAGGGCUCAUCGCAGCCAAUAAGCAAGAAAAAGACAAAGUCAAGGCAAAAGCCACUUCGUGAUGAGACUCGCAUUCAGGAUGUAAUUGAUAAGUACCAUGAACUCGACUUUUUCUUGGACGAAUAUAUACGCCUUGUGUAUAUCAAAAAUGCCGGAUUAGAGCCUUGGCAAGUUGAUAUGAGGAAGGAUUUGACAUUGCUGUCGUGUCGCAGAGAAGUCCGAGACCUAAUUGGAAUAUAUUGGGAUAGCUCUAAGCCUCUUAAGCCCGCAUUAUGUCGGGCCUUGGAAACCCUUGUUGUAGACUACCGAAGUGUGAAUGCGGGAGAGGCCUCAAAGUUACUUAGGACCAUGGAUGGAACCUCCAUCGAAGAGAAACGGGUUCUCCUUAUCCAAGAAGGUCACCAGAUCACACGCGGGAUCACAAAGACCAUGUACGCUUCUAAUGGUACCCUAGAUCCUUAUGUAGCGGCUGCAUUUGGAUUUUAUGACGAUGGCUAUAAAGGCUAUAAUAGUCAUAAUGACAGCAGUGAAAGUGAUGAUUCACUCUACUCUGCAGAUGAGGGGAGCGUCCCGAACAAAGACGAUGGCGAUAAUAUUCCAGACUUGGUAUACUAUGAAGACGACAACAACACUAACCGCAUGGACAGAUUACGUGAUGGAAAGGUUUUUAGUGUCCUAAAGCUUUGCGAUAUCGUCGUCAACUACCAGAGUGCAAACCCUGAUUUUUUAGACUGUUCUGAAGUUCCGGACUUGAAGGAAUAUAACAGUGAAGAUGAAAAGGAAUCCACAAGAUGGAAGCAACAGCAAGAGGAGGAAAAAGUGCGAGCGGAGAGGCUACUGCAGGAGAAGGAAAGAGAAAAAAGGAAAAAGCGCGAGCAGAUCGUCGAGGCUGAAAGGAUCGCCAGGGAGAAAGCAGAGGCCGAGAGGAUUGCCAAGGAGGAGGCUAAGAGGGCUGCCAAAGAGAGAGCAGAGACUGAGCGGAUUGCCAAGGAGAAAGCAGAAGCAGGACGGAUCGCCAAGGAGAAAGCUGAAGCAGAGCAGAUCGCCAGGGACAAAGCUAAAGCUGAGAAGAUUGCUAGAGAGAAAGUAGAAGCGGAGAGGAUUGCCAAGGAGAAAGCAGAAGCUGAGCGGAUCGCCAGGCAGAAAGCGGAAGCUGAGAGGAUCGCCAAGGAGAAAUUAGAAGCUGAAAAGAUUGCCAGAAAGGAGGCGGAAAAAGAAAAACUCGCUAAGGAAAAGGAAAUGGUGGAAGGACUUUAUAAAGAGAAUAAAGAGGCCGAGCGUGCCGCCAGAGAGAAGGAGGGCAAUCAAGUGCAGCAAAAAGUGAAAGCGCAAUUAAUUGUUGGCUCGCAGGAGAGUGACGGAAGAAAGAAGUACCUCUUGGACAAGAUGAUUCACGAAAACCACCUUACAGACUUGCAGGAGCAAUACAACUCGAUCAUUUCUCUGGAAAGCAAUGCAAAAAUCAGGAAAAACAAAAUGGAUAUUGCAUAUAAUACUGCAAAAGAGACCGAGCUUCAGGCGAUUAAUACAGCAAAGGAUCAGUAUAUUAGAGAAAUUACGAGGGUGCGAGAUGAACAGAUUAAGAAGAAGGAAGGACAGCAUUCGCGAUUCACAUAUGUCCGGAAUACAGCUAAGGAGCCAGAGAAACCCUUCGAUCCAACCAGCGCACCAUCCGUUGUUGAAGCCAUGAAAGCCGUGGCUACAGCACAGCUUAUGAAAGAUAAAGUUCGCCAGGAGUACAAGCUGAUCAAAGAAGAAGAAGAGCGGAUAGCGAACCUGAUUGUACAAAAGAGAGCAAGUCUCCAUGCAUUAGAUUCAGCGGAGGGUAGGCGACUGAAAGAAGAGAAUGCUACCAGGGAACGACUUGAGGCUGAGAAGGAAAAGGAAAAGGAGAGAUUGAGACAACAAGCUGAACAAGAUCCAGUUGCGCUCGCUAUGAGUCGGAAAGAGCCUGUCCGAUUGACCAUCCCCAAAGAUACACUCUUUUUUGAUUGGCAAGGCAUCAACCUGACGCUUCCACUAUGGAUAUUUCCCUCCCGUCUGGAGAAGGAAAUGGAUGCCAGAGUUGAUGCGUUACACUCUGUAAGUGUCCAUGUAACUGAAAGAAGACUAUCAAGGAACUCCGGUUGCGCCACUGCUAAUAUUUUUUUUUACUUUCUUUUUUGAUGGCGCUUACUUGAAGGAUCUUUUACCUGGUAAAGAGAACCUGGAAAAACGAAUAAGUCUACUUCUGCGAUUACAGACGAUGUUUAAAAGUGAAUAUCCGCACCUAGAACUUGACCUACGACCAUUCGGGUAAAUAAUUCAUUACAGAUUAUAACGACUUGAUAGGCGAUCAAGAAAUUAU
Messenger RNA from Lobosporangium transversale, 2795 nucleotides. RefSeq lists its product as hypothetical. Bases 50 to 2614 code for a protein of 854 amino acids. The record is from RefSeq and is a predicted model, not a curated record. The transcript has a single exon. NCBI's taxonomy places the organism in Eukaryota, Fungi, Mortierellomycota, Mortierellomycetes, Mortierellales, Mortierellaceae.